GUCGUUUUUGCACCACAUUUGAGGUUUAGGAAAACAAAUGUCAUUGCAACCCUAGCAGUACUUGCAGUAUCUAACAAUGUUAUAUAGGGCUCCCAGACUCCAAACUGGUUAGGAGAGUAAAGAAUAUCAAACCCCCGAGGAGAGUAGCGUAACUGAAAUUUUAGUCUCAAUAUUGCAAGAAGACGUUAGGUACGACAAUAUCGAAGCGAAUGGUGCGACACCAUAGAACUCAACGCUUUUUUGACCUUAAUUCAGAAAUUUUUCAUCUCUUAGGAAAAAUGCUCAAAUGAAACACGAGCUGUUUGGUGUUCAAUUAUUCCACCUUUACUAGUGCAUUUAAAGAGAUCAUGGACUGAAGCUACUCUUCAUCAAAUAUGGGUGCAAUUAUGAAAUUUGAUAACAAUUGUGCAGUAAUAUAUAUGAAUAAAUUUUUAUAUAAGGCUUCAUCCUAUAGAUCUGACUCCUACUUUUCCGCGCCACAACUUACCUAAACGUUUGUUUUCUAUAAGUUCCUUUAAAGCAAGCAAGGGAUGAUUUGAUAAAGCGAAGGGCAUCUUUACAGCGUCAACAAAUUGAAUAGACCGCUUUGCUGCUAAAUAUAUUUUGAAGCUUCGUAGGGAAGAGCCAAUUGUCGCGGUUGAAUCUAAUGGAUUACCUCUUAUAUUAACAUAUAUUCUCACGUAUACAUGUGAAACCAAAAGUUUACAUAAUAAUCUCAAAUUUCUCUUUUAUUGUUAUUCUUAGACAAACACUUCUUGAUGUUUGUGUUUUUUUGUUUGUUUAUUUAAAUUUACACUACUUUCACUCUGAUGAAAUAGCAUUGGCAAUUUCUACUUCUCCGUUACAUAACGAACACGUCUAAACUACUUUUCACAUAAAAGUGCCUUUACUACUUCAUUUUAUUUUAUCGGUAUUGUGGAAAGUGUUCUUAUAGAUUUGCCUUUGAUAAAAUUAGAUAUUAUUCACUAACUGUAAAGGAGGACAAGUUCCCGCGCGUGGGUUGUGUCAAUACAUCAAUAAAUUAGUUAACCGUUUUUAUUUACCACCACAUUUCAUCACAAGUUUAUUUCUUUUCUUUCUUGUGUGCCUGUGUGCGUUUGCAUCUAUGAGACCUGGAGUUCAGCAACAGAAUCAGCAGCGGACGCCUGCAACGGACUUCGUCCAAGAGUAUGCAGCCAAACGGCAGCUGCAGAUCGAAUUAGCCAAAAAAAUCCGAGAAGAACGCCUUCACCAGCAGGGCACGCGUGAUGGGGGUGGCAUGGGUGCAAAAGCCAAGGACGUCCUGGGCGCGCCGUCCAUAGCGUAUAAACCCCCGCCCAUGGCGAGCGGGAUUGACAAAAUCGAAGCGGAUAGAUCGGCGUCGAGCUCGUUAGUACUGCAGGUCGCGGAGGAGGACUUCAAGGAGGCAACUAAGGCAGGCAUUAUUACCCCUGAUCAGGCGCGGCAGCUGUGGGCGAUGCUAUCGAAUCAGCUCAUUCGCGUCGCGCCAUCCAGCCGGGAAAGCCUCAACACGGGAUGCUUCUCGACCACCGUAGCGAGCUUACUGGCGCUUUCGAGCUCCCAGGGCAGCCCAUCCGAUGUGGACUCCACCUUAAACAAGCGUGGCUUCAUGAAUUCAACAAAAAAGAAUUCCCACGGGAGUGAUAAAAAUGUAGAGGGCAAGUUCGCAUUCGGUGGAAGCAUAUCGUUGGAGUCGCUUCGCCAGAGUAUCGCGUACUUUAAGAAACAAAUGCGGCAGGAGCAGCACGCUUCCGGUUCGGAGCAUCGCCCUCUCAGCGAUGAACCGAAUCCGCGCCACCAUCCCGCACACCACCAUUACAGCGAUGAGGAGGAUAGCCUAGAGGGGUGCUACAACAAACCACAGGCCCCCCUGAUUCGCGACGAGGAGGAGGAGAUGGAUUUUCGCGGCGCGUACGACAAGAGGGCGCCCGCCGUCAAGUCGAAGAUGGCGACCAAUAACCACGCGAAGAAGAAGCCCGACUGGAAUUCGGACGUGAAUGUGGACGGCUUCGAAGGUGGGGAAAGUGGUGGGAACGAUCCCGUGCCGCGAACAGCCGGUAUGACGAAGCUGCUCGCUGCGCGGAUUGCCGCCCAAAAGGCGGGAGCCCCGUCGAAAUCGCAGCCGUCGGGUGGUGCGAAUAAAAAUCACCGCCAACCGCAGCUUCAAUACUCGCCGCAUCCCUCUCCGUCUUCCCAUCCCCCGCGGCCUCCCUCGCGGCAGAGCAACGAGGAGUCUGAAAACGCGCGGGAGGAGGGCGGGGCGAUGUGGGGCGGGAAUAGCUACCCGGCGGCGCCACUCAACCUCGACGACGUCCCCAUCCACCCCAAAGGGAAUCCCAAUGGGGGCUACAACCUCAAGGCGAUCGUGGCAGGGGCGGCGCCGGCGCGAAAACGAAAAGAGGCCGGCCGUGCCGCCGCAUCAAACUCGAAUAGCAGCAACAGCCACAACUGCAAUCACCCAAGUCGAAAUCCGAAGGCGAUGAGUAAUCACUUCGACAGCAACGACGACAUCGCGGCGGUGAGUGGGCUCGGGGGGGGGAACGACCUCAUCGCAGCGGAGGCCUCCGCGGCGGCGCGGGAGCCCACCCGGGAGUGCGCGAUUUGCGGUCGCACCUUCCGCCUUUCCAUCCUCCCCCGCCAUGAGCCGCUUUGUCGGAAGCAAGCGAACAAACCGCGAAAGGUUUUCAACAUGAAAGCGCAGCGGCUGGAAGGGGUGGAAGGGGCCGAGCUGCUCCGACCGACGGGGAAUAGCUACGCGGCGACGAGGACCUCUCAUGCGGCGGCGGCGGCGAACCCGAAUAAGAUCCCCAAGUGGAAAAUCCAACACGAGCAGUUUCAGGCCGCCAUGCGGGCGGUGCAUCAGCAGAAAGGCGGUGCGCCGGGUGGGGGAAAGGAUAAUUUUAGCAGAAACGGCGGCGGCGGUGGCGGCUACGCGGCGUUGCCGCCGGAGUUUGACGACCGUGUGCCCUGCCCGCACUGCGGACGGAAGUUCGCGGAGGAGGUCGCCGCACGGCAUAUCCCGAAGUGCGCGACUACGGUCGCGAAGCCAAAAGGGAUUCGCCCGAUUCGACGGUGA
Messenger RNA from Phytomonas sp. EM1, 3076 nucleotides. The record is from the annotation of a GenBank genome assembly. NCBI's taxonomy places the organism in Eukaryota, Euglenozoa, Kinetoplastea, Trypanosomatida, Trypanosomatidae.